AUGGCUCUAGAAGCUCUGAAUUCGCCUACGGCGAACUCUUUCGAAAACAGCCACAACCACGGCCACAGCCAGUUUGAAUCUUGGACUAAAAGAAAGCGCUCAAGGCGAGGAUCUUCUCAACCUCGCUUUGACCACCACAAUCCGCCGUGCACGGAGGAAGAGUACCUCGCUCUAUGCCUCAUCAUGCUUGCUCGCGGACACGCUGGACCUGGAACCGCCGCCGUUCUUCCUCCGCCGCAACUCACCGCCGGAGAUUCUUCAACCGCGGCAAAACUCAGCUACAAAUGCUCCGUCUGCAACAAGGCUUUUCCAUCUUACCAAGCUCUCGGCGGACACAAGGCGAGUCACCGGAAAAACACUGUCGUCGCCGGCGGAGGAGAUGAUAACUCUACGUCUUCAGCAGCCACCACUAGCUCCGCCACAGCUGGCGCCGCCGUGUCCGGAGGCGGUUCAGGGAAGGCGCAUGAGUGCUCAAUUUGUCACAAGACUUUCCCGACGGGACAGGCGUUAGGCGGACACAAGAGGUGCCACUACGACGGCGGCGCGGCGGGGAGUGCAGGCGGUGUUACGACGGAGGAAGGUGUGGGAUCUACUCACACCGCCUUUAGCCACCGCGACUUCGACCUUAACGUUCCGGCGUACGGUGAAUUCUCGAGGGAUGAAGAAGUAGAGAGCCCUCACCCUGUGAUGAAGAAGAGGCCACGUGUUUUCAUGGUGCAGAAGAUCGAAAUCCCUCAAAUCCGUUAGAAAAUUUGGUGAAUUAGAUUGCAAAACUUGUUUAAUUUCAAGUUUAGAUUUGAUUUGAUUUGGAUUUUAUUAGAUUAGGGAUGAAAAAAACACUGAGAUAGAUCCAGAUUCAUAUAUGAGUUAUAUUUUUUUUUAAAAGAUUUUUAUUAUUUGGAGAAUUUUUAGAUUGAUUUGUUUCUGUAAAUACUGUACUUUUUGGGUUCUCUUUUCAGAACCAACUCUUAUGAUUUGGAAUUGUACUUUUUGACGGUGGCAUGAAAAAUUCAAUUUAUUUAUUUA
Arachis duranensis is the source of this 1026-nucleotide messenger RNA. RefSeq names its product zinc finger protein ZAT10. Gene Ontology annotation, molecular function: DNA-binding transcription factor activity. Gene Ontology annotation, biological process: response to stress. Lineage: Eukaryota; Viridiplantae; Streptophyta; Magnoliopsida; Fabales; Fabaceae. Bases 1 to 747 code for a protein of 248 amino acids. The record is from RefSeq and is a predicted model, not a curated record. The transcript has a single exon.